AUGGAGACUUUCAUGAACCUGAUGAAUACAAUCUUCCAGCCAUACCUGGAUCAGUUUGUGGUGGUAUUCAUUGAUGAUAUCUUGGAUAGAAAUGUUAUUGCAUAUGCUUCAUGCCAGCUCAAGCCACAUGAGAGGAAUUAUCCUACUCAUUAUCUGGAACUUCCUACCAUUGUUUUUGCAUUAAAGAUCUGGAGACAUUAUUUGUAUGGAGAGAAGUGGAAAGCUAGUGCAAUGGCUGAUGCGUUAAGCUGCAAAUCAAUAGCCAGAUUGAAGCUUACUCCAUUGCAGAUAGUGCAUGAUUUGAGAACAAUGCACGCCCAACUUUUGUUUGAUACGGAUGGGUGUAUCCAGGCAAAUCUGCAAGUCAAACCAUUAUUGACCAAGCAGAUUAAGGAAGCAGCACAAAACGAUAGGGGAUAUGCAAGGCUAGUUGAAAAAGUCAAGCAAGGUGAGAAACCUGGAUUCACUAUUAGCCAGGAUGGAAUGUUAAUGUUUCAAGGUCAAAUGUGUGUACCAGAUAAUAUUGAGUUGAAAUAA
Molecule: messenger RNA, 537 nt
Organism: Hevea brasiliensis (rubber tree)
Lineage: Eukaryota; Viridiplantae; Streptophyta; Magnoliopsida; Malpighiales; Euphorbiaceae
Exons: 4
Coding region: 1-537 (178 amino acids)
Source: RefSeq, a predicted model, not a curated record